CAGAAUGCCUCCGAAACGCAAAGCCCUCGAACCCGCCUACCCCCAUGUUGGCAGGCCAAACAACGCGAAGAAGGCUAAGUCUGGCGAUGAACCACGCAACGACAACAACAAGCAGUUUGAGGCUGCCCUCAAAAAUAGGAGUACGCGCUGGGCCAAGGUCUCAGGCUCCAAGAAUUUGGACAUCGAAUACAUGAAAGCGACUAGGAACCUCGAGGAGGUAUAUGCAUUUGUGUGCAUUUGUAACCCUGUCCGAGACGUGGACGAAGAAGAGGAUGACGAUAAUGCGGAUGCUGAAAACAAGGUAUGGUGCGACAAGGGCAGGACGUGCCCAUGCAAUAAGCAAUUCUCCGAGCUCCCAUCCCAUUCAUACACAAUUUCCAAGGCGGGACUUGCGCGUAACCAUUGCGCAGCAAAUAUGAUGAACUUGCGCACGCCCGACUUUUUUGCCAUGUAUACGUUUAACGACCACGCGGCCUAUGGGGCGCUCGAAGUGGUGCAGAACCUGCUACUGGACUUUGACGAGGCAUUCAAGAACAAGAAGUGGCAAGAGGCUUGGUCAGUCGUCGAGGCCAUGGCUAUUUUCGUGAGGGCGGGCGACGGUAGCCUCAUGUUUAUAGCUGACGAAGGCCAGAUGAUAAGCGAGACCGCGUCUCAGAUUGCCAGAAUGGUGCUCGCAGCGCUGGCGGCUCUAGAGAGCGAUGGGAUGCUCAGUGGCAACUCGCACAGCAACAACGCUGGCUGGAUGAUCGCAAUGUACAUUGCCAUGGCCGCCAUGUUCCGGGAUACAUCCCUAAUCCAGGGGAACCGCCAUUUAAAGUCCAAGCUGUUCAAAUUCUGGGCUGGCAACUUUGAUCUCUACCUUCGGGCGAUCGCGCACCGACUAAACAUCGCCAUUCCCGACACUGAGAAUGCCUCUGAGAACAUCGACCCCACGAUGCCAAAGGGAAACGGAAAGGACCCGUGGGGUUGGGCGAGGUCCUUUGCAGAGUACAAACGAACUUGUGUGGCACCUGGCUACGCAUUCCGAGGGACACAUAGGAGGAAGAUUGGAGGUGAUGGAUUGGACAUUUCCACCUGGAGCAGUGCGGAGAGGAAGCAAUACAACUUCGACAACAAGGACCCGCUUCCCAGAAAGACUAUUGAGAGCCUUGGAGAAGGGCUUGUCUUGGUUCUAGGUUAGAUUGUUCUUUAGAGACUGUCAUAAAUGCCAAAGCUUAGUUUUU
This is a messenger RNA of Ilyonectria robusta, 1223 nucleotides long. RefSeq lists its product as uncharacterized. NCBI's taxonomy places the organism in Eukaryota, Fungi, Ascomycota, Sordariomycetes, Hypocreales, Nectriaceae. The coding region runs from base 5 to 1180 and encodes 391 amino acids. The transcript has a single exon. The record is from RefSeq and is a predicted model, not a curated record.